AUAAUUUGACACCUGUUGCUCGUUUAGAUCAGUCGUUUGGCGGGGGAGAGAGAGGAUAUCUGCGGGAUCUAUUCGUUAUUAAGCUCAAGACUCUACAAAAAGCGGAAAAACUCUUUCUGUUUGGAUUUCUAGUGUUUCUUAAAGCUUUGUUCUCAUCCAAGAUGAAGGUUUUAAUCGCCUUUGUUGUUGUGGUGUUGGUGGAUGUGGUCGCAUCACAAUGUACUUGUAACACUAUGAAAUGGGCCACAUGUGAUGGAGAACCAUGCCAGUGCACUCUUCAGUUUUCUGAUGUCUUCAAGCAACCGAUUGAUUGUACAAAAUUGGUUCCCAAGUGCUUCCUCAUGAAGGCAGAGAUGUAUCGCGCCAGGACCGGCAAGUCCACGAGAUCGAUUGGUGGGAAGCCGGUAGAAACUGCCUUUGUGGACAAUGACGGCAUCUAUGACCCCGAGUGCGAGAAUGAUGGAAAGUUCAAGGCUAUACAGUGCAACGGCACUGAAGUGUGCUGGUGCGUCAACAGUGCUGGUGUGCGCAGAAGUGACAAGGGAGACAAGAACAUCAAGUGUGAGCAUGCGGAGACCUAUUGGGUUCGCCUGGAGCUGAAGCAUAAGGAGGUGUCCGCUGCUCUCGAUGAAGCCAAAUUGAAGACUGGGAUUCAGAAUGCUCUACUGGAACGUUACAAGUUGGACAAGACAUUUGUGUCGGAAGUAAAGUAUGACAAAGAUGGCCGUCUCAUUGUUGUGGAUGUCAAAAAGCCUAUGACAGACCGUACUACAGACCUGGCCCUCACGACUUACUACAUGGAGAAGGAUGUCAAAGUUCUGCCCCUCUUUACAAACGAACAACCAUUUGAAGUCAGUGUUGAGGGAUCAAAAGUGUCCAUGGAGAACAUCCUGGUCUACUAUGUAGAUGAUAAGGCGCCCACCUUCACCAUGCAGAGGCUGACUGCUGGCAUCAUUGCUCUCAUUGUGGUGGUCAGCUUGAUUGUGCUUGUAGGAGUUCUGGUUCUGGUCUUCCUCACACGGCGACAGAAGGCCAAUUACAGUAAAGCACAGCCCAGAGAGAUGGACACCAUGUCUUAAAGCUAUGAAUGACGUCUCAAGUACUUGAGUCUGACACUGGGAAGUGCCCCAUGCUGAAGCUUGGACCUGCUGUACAUUUGCUUGUGACAUUUUUCAUAUUAGAGCAAUUAAGUGUCUGUUACAUGCGGGGUACAGUUUUUGUUUUUUAAAUGUCUGUUACGUUUUUGCUAUUUAAUGAGGGCUCACUUUCAAUUGGAUCAAAGUUUUAACCCUGUACAGUUUGUGACUUGUAAGUUUUUAAUAAAAUUUGUCUUUUGUGUUAAA
This is a messenger RNA of Labeo rohita (rohu), 1343 nucleotides long. RefSeq names its product epithelial cell adhesion molecule-like. The transcript is spliced from 10 exons. Lineage: Eukaryota; Metazoa; Chordata; Actinopteri; Cypriniformes; Cyprinidae. Gene Ontology annotation, cellular component: membrane. Bases 162 to 1079 code for a protein of 305 amino acids. The record is from RefSeq and is a predicted model, not a curated record.